CCCCGCAUGAAAACUCGAAUGAGCAAACUAUCCACUGCUACUUCGAAUAAACCAGCUGAAUUCUUCUCUAAAUCGGUAUGAAUCAAGAAAGCGUUUCACCGACUAGUUCAAAUUCUGCAAUUGUCGAUAACCGCCGUGGUGUCAAACGCAAAGCAUCUGUUGUGGUAAAGAGACAAUUUGAGCGGACAAUCGGUAACGCGACGCCAGUCGUCUUUAACAACAGAGCUGCGCAGCAGGGGCAGUAUGUCCUACCUCCUCGUACCACAGAACUUCCAUCUGAUAGUAGCGAUAGUGACGACUUAGGGGAGAUAACUCCAUACGAAGAUGAAGAAGAGUUAGAAUAUGACGAGAGGUCCAACUCUUUUGAUGCUGAUACUCACAGGAAAUUCUUAGUCAAGGACGAUGCCACCACUUCGAAGCGCUCGCGCACAACUGCUCCCAAUACUAUGUGGCCAGUAGAUGACGAUGGAGAAUCAUCCUUCAGUGAGUUCCUUUCACCUGGAAGCUCACUCCGGCGUACAACUGGUGAAGAAGCGGUAUUGGGGAGUACUCCCAAUCUUGGUGCGAUGCGCGCUGAGGAACUUUUGGCUCGUGCCUCAACAUCCGAUCAGGAACCAAGGCCACGAUCGCAUCCACCACUUGGCCAGAUAAAUUGUGAUUGUGAGUUCUGCGUACGAUUUCGAAGUAUUACGGAAGAGAGAUUAACAGCACCAUACGAAUGGCUCGAAGACGGCGUUCGAGGGAUCGUCGCCAAUGUGAAAAAGUUCUUCAAAGGAUUGAAAGUUCUCAUAGGACCAACAGAAGCCUGGGGAACAAUCCUUUAUGCUCCUACACUUACAACGGCACUGGCAUGCGGUGUUUCAAUGAAAACUGCUUCGACUAGAGGGUAUUCCAUGCACGUCAGGCGUUAUAAAAAGGAGUGGGGUGAAGUAGUGCGCCAAUUAGUUGACGCAGAGUUGGAACAAGGAGCGAAUACGACUUUGUUUCAAACGUAUGCAAAAGUCCGUUACGCGUUUGCAGAUUUUCCCAUGACUCUCGGCACUUAUCAUGAUUUUCUGAAGUCAUUAGGCUAUGGUUGCAAAGGUGAUGGCAGAAGAACAGAUAUUACUUGUGUUGUUGUUGAAAUUUCAUGUCGCUUAGGAUGCUUAGGAAAAUGUUAA
Molecule: messenger RNA, 1160 nt
Organism: Cylicocyclus nassatus
Lineage: Eukaryota; Metazoa; Nematoda; Chromadorea; Rhabditida; Strongylidae
Source: the annotation of a GenBank genome assembly